Pelobates cultripes (western spadefoot toad) is the source of this 12919-nucleotide messenger RNA. Lineage: Eukaryota; Metazoa; Chordata; Amphibia; Anura; Pelobatidae. The record is from the annotation of a GenBank genome assembly.
GUUGCGAGCGCAGUGAGUCGAUCAGUAUUGUGAGCAGCUCACUGGCCACUAACCCCGCCUUCUGUGCAGUGACACUAAUCAGGGUGGCACGCCUCCCGCUACCCACUCCAGCGCUGUCAAAGCUCAUCUUCACUCAACCUACGGCCAUUCCCACCCCACAGGCGGCCACCUACCUGCUCACGCUGCCCCCCAGGCUGGCCCCCCGGGGAAUGCACCGUCCAGGGGCCCUGGUAAAGAAAAAGACGGAGAGGAUCGUAAAAAGGUAGAGAAGAAAGAAACCUAUCGGGAAAGAAAGAGUUAAGUCCAGAUCAGCAGGGUCUGUGUAUAUAUAUUGAUAACGCCCACCGUAAGCUCUGUAUAAAACAGCUGCGCAGAGCUCCGCGUUCAGUAAGAGUAUCAGAUCCCAGCGGGGGCGGUGAUGGCAGUGUAAGCCAGCCCCAUGUUCCGCAGAGGAGGGCUUAUGAUGUGUGGCAGGGGGAUGCUGGACCCCUGGGGUCCCAGAGGAGAGGACUUUGAGUCUAAAGAACGUGUGGGAGGUAGGUCCAGGUGGCAGAGGAGGGGGUCUGGGAGGAACCACAGGGGCAAACAUGGCUACUCCCCCUACAGCCGGCCCCGCGCCCUCAGUCUGAGACCUGUUAAUCUGAUGGGCAACCGGGCCCCUGGCAUGAGGGCCCCAAGAAACACCAACCAGUUUCUGAUGAGUGAGAAGUACCAGCUGCUGAAACUACGCUCGGAUUCCGUGGGGACUGAGGGCAGUGGGGGCUCCGACUGUGAGAUGGACCCCCUGGACAUGGACUCCUACUUGGGGGUGCUGGAGAACGCCCACGGGGCGCUGCUGGAGCCUCAAGAAGCUGGAGAAGUUGAGACCUACUGCUCCUCGUCCGCCUCUUCCCCGCUUUGUCCUUCCCCCCAGUCCUCUUGGAGCCCGUUCAGAGGAAGUGACAGAGUUAACAGAGGGCAGGUGAGAUGCGAAUCGUUAGCCACGCCCAGCCAUUCGCCGCGACUGCUCUGCGGGGGCGGGGCUAUACUGGAGCUCCUCGGGGAGAGCAGCGAGCAGUACUAUCCGUCUGAGAACGAUGUAAUAGAGAGUGAAAACUUCAUGGAAAGGGAUUUUAACGAAUUCUGCAGUAAAAUUAUUUGAAUGUUCAGAUACUAAUUUAAGAUACUAUUUUUUUUUAAUUUUUUUUUCCUUCUCUACCAAAGGCUCCAACAACAGAUUUUGUUGUUUGUUCCUGUGGUAGUUAACGCUAUUUCUAAAGGGUCUUCUACCCUUUGGUGUGCAGCUAAAAUACACAUAUCGUGGUGGGGGGUGGAGGAGUUCACAAACAGCCAUAAAUUAUUAUUUUAUAUAAUGUUGGGUUUAAGGCAUGUACUGUUCUAAAAGCCUUACCAUAAAAUAUAAAGUGUUUACUCUUUCAGUGCCAUUCAUAAUAGAAAUGCAAUGCAAUAUGUACACCUCAACAAAAUCUUAAAGAUAAAAGGAAGUAGAGAGCUAACCAUUCUACUCCCAGAUAAGUCUUCAGUAAAUUUAGUUAUUUGUAAAAUGUAAACAAAAUUAUCUGGAUCAAAACAAAAAUAUCAAUUCUAGUGCUAAGUUCUGAAUGUGAAGUUCAGAUUUUUUAUUAUAUAUUUUGUUUAAUUCCCUAGAAUCCAUCAUUGUGAUGUAAAAACCAAACUGCAAAAACAGCUAAUUUAUGACUAUUUGUGAUUUGGUGUUUUUUUUUUUUUGUUUUUUUUGUUUUUCUGAAUCUGCUGUUUUGGGCUAAAUUAUACCAUUUGUAUUACAAUUCAUCUUCAUUUGUUUGACUAAAUCUUGCUAGCACACUGUUAAAUGAAUAGGUCUUGAACUGGUCUUCUACCUACUAGUAGUGUAAAGAGUGUUUGAGGAAGGAUAUGUUGGAUGUUUAAAUCUAUGUUUUGUAAGGGAUAGGGGUAUUAAUCAUAUAUGUCUGUUUUUGUUUGUUAUAUGUAUAUAAAUGUCGUGUACCUGUCUAUCUGACACAAGCAGCCCAUUAUACAUGUAAAUAUCUUGGACUAAAAUCUAUACCUAACACUACCAGGAGGGGUGUUACAAGCAAAGAGACUCAACAAGUUUUGGCCAAAAGUAGACUUUUUAAUGUAUAUUUUAUGGGUUUGUUGUCUUUUUCAUAAUAUUCUGUAAAUAAAUUUUGUAAACUAGUGCUUUAAGAGACUACUUUUUUUUAUUUUUGUUAAAUUUGGGGGAAAAAAUAAAAGUGCUUUCACUGAUUUUGGUAAAUCUGAUGGUAAAUGUAUUAAGAGGUAGUAUUACUAAUUAACAGUUUCUUAUAACUUCCAAUGUUUCAUGUGUGCUUUUUAUAUAUUGAUGUCAGGAGUUAUUUUUUUUAAUUUAUUUUUUUAAGUUAAUAAUUUUGAUUUAUUCAAUAAACAUAGAAACAUUAUAGUUGGCUGAAUGGCAAUAGCCAUGCCUUAGAGUUGGAGAAUUUUUCCCAAAUUUUUGUAAUUCAAUUUUCAAUUACCUACAAUUUGGUGAUUAGUUAAUAAACUAAACGAUUAUUCUUUGGUUUUAUUACUCAAAACCUCAAUAUUGCUAUGUGUUUACCUUAUUUCCCCCACAAUUUUUCCUUUAUUAAUUUAUACCAUAUAAUGGAUGGUCGAAAUAUGCAGAUAAGCUUUUUAAAGGUAAUGGUUUUUCUGUGACACAUUGAUUGGUUUUGCUAGCUAAUGUGGACAGUGCGUUCAACACACAUUCUAGAAUAAACAUAACUCUGGAAAUUGAAUAGCAUUUUCUCCACACAUGUUGAUGGUGCACUAUAACUACUGUAGUUGUUGGGGUUAUCAGGAGUGCCCACUCCCCCAUCUCCUCUCAGACAGUCAGUAACCCCUGCUCAGGAGCUUCCAUUAGCUACUGAGUAAAGUCCUGCUGCGUCAGCUGAUCUCUCUGCCACUGACUAAGACCUGCACCUGCCAUGCUUGGUUAACCUGAGAGCUUCUGGCUAGAAAAUAGGUAGAUAGCAGUGCUUGGCAGACCCAAGGUAAUUACUCAAACAUUCUAAAAUGGUUUUACUACUUAAAAUAGUGGGACACCAGGGCAUUCCUGUCACUAUAAUGAUAUCCUGCAGUCAGCAGUUGUUAUGGUGCUUGAAGUGUUUCAUUAAGGGUCACUCUACGCAAUGUCACAAACUUGCUUUAUUGGAGAGGCUAUCAUAAAGAAGCUACAGUGCACCCACUCUUUGUUUUAAGAGUGACUUAUAUCAUCUAUAAUUGAAAAGUGUUUAUCAGAAAGCCAGGACUCUCAGUUCAGAGUUGCAUGUGACAAUUUGCAUCCACCCUUGGUCUGAUUUCUCUCUCCUUAACAGCUGCUUACUUACACAAACAUCAUAUCUUCUGGGAUGGGUUGGGGGCCUAAAGGGGCUUGUCAGUGACAUCACUGACAAUAACCAAAAUGGGAGCUCCCAUCUAGAAAGGAAUAUUGACUGACCACAGAAGGGGCAUGGUGUGAAAAUUGGUCAGGGUGGCCCUUCUAGUGCAGACCAGCAGAGAGUCACUAAUUUAUAUAAUACAUUACAAAAUAGGGGUGCUUUAAAAAACAAACAAACAAAGUUUUAACUACUUUCCCUUCAAUUUGAUUGCUUGAAAUAUAAAGGCUCAUAAAUGGGGAUUUAUGCAUUUAGUAACAAAGUCGAUGUGGAGCAUUCAUCUGUUUCAUCCAUUAAUAUCUAUGGUGAAUGCUCUACUUUGAGAAGUGGUAUUGCAAUUUAUUCAGAAUCUUACACUACACUCCUUCACCCAAAUACAGAUUGGUUAAUUUUGGCCAAGUAGAACUUGGUAUUAAAAGUUCUGGGGUUUUAGUUGCAAGUUUGUAUAAAUAAUAGACUGGUAUGUCUCAUUUCAGCCCUACAGUUAAUAUUGCAUAUAGAAGCAGACCUGCAGGUUUGUCAACUACUUAAUCUCUGCCAUCGCCACCAUGUUUUACCAGUGUCAUUUGUAGAUUUUCCAGUCCAGUGCCGAAUAGCUGGUCUCAAAGAACUGAUAUCUAGUGGUUUACAGUGACUGAGCAAUAUUUGUAAUAAAAAAAGAAAUUAAAGUGCUAGGGAAACAAAGUUGUUUUCCUAACAUUAUAGCUCUAUACAGUGCCCCCCACCCUUUAGCCCAUGUUGCAGAUGGGGAUGAAAACCCCUUCUGUAUUUUACCUGAAUCUAGCGCCGAUGUUGCACAGCGCUGGUUCAGGCUCCACUCUGCGAUUGCAUUAGGACUCCCCCCCCCACUUGCUUUCCUAUGGGUUUUAAGGGGAGUUAGGUAAAGCUGGAUGUCUAAAUGCAUGGUCCCUCUAGUGGCUGUCUGGGAGACUAGAGGUGGAGUUAAUCUUUGCAGGUAAUUAUUGCAUUUAUCAAAAACUUCAAUAAUUACAGUUGCAAGGUUGAGAGGCCUGAGACACUGCAUCCAGACCAUUUCAAUGAGCUAAGUGGUCUGGGUGCCUAUAGUGUCCCUUUAAGUAAGCUAGUGUUUGUAAUGUACCUGUCAUUGAAUGCACAACUUAAUAGUAAAGUGCACAAUAUAUCAUGUACAAAUUGUAUUAGUAGACUUGCUAGAAAAUGUAUAGGGUAUUAUGUAAAUAAGCACUUUCCCCAACAUAUCUUCUCCAUGAACUAUCACUAAGGUAGUACAGCGGCUGGUCAGAUACUAUCAUCUAAGGCAGGGGUUCCCAACCCAGUCCUCAAGUAUUCCCACCAGUCCAGGAUUUAGAGAUUACCCUGUUGCCAUAGUGUUUUCCUUAACCACUGCUCUAAUGCAGCCAUAUCAUGCAUCGUAUCUCAUGAAUGCAAACCCUGGGGCUUAGCAGCAAAUACAGGGACCUCAAAGGUAGAUGUGUGUUUUGUUUUUUUGGGGGCGAGUUACACUUUUUAUAUAUUUACAGGAAGUACAUCAUGCAUUACAAAAAGUGUCAAUCCCCCUUGUUUAUUUUGUUGGCUAGUCUGGAAUUAGUAUAUUAAAUUUGGGGCCUAUAAAAAAUUAUGCUCCGAAUAGAAGCAAUAUUUAUCAACAGCUACUGCUAAAUAAAGAUGAAGAGCAGUCUGUGAGAUUUCUAAUUGAUCCCCAUUUAAAUAUUGAAUUGACUUUAUAAACAUUCAUAUGGUUAUUUACUUAUGUGAGAAUUCAAAGUGAAUUUGAAAUGUAAUUUUCAUUUCAAAUACAUACAUCCAACAUUCCAAAAGGACACUUAUUUUAAGGGUGUGGAUGGGGGUGUGGUUACAGGUGGAUUGUUCUGAGAAAUUGUAGAUUACUUACUAAUUUAUGCAAGCAAAAUGUUGUUUUAGAAAUAAGAACAAUGGUUGUUCUUUACACAGAGUGAUUUCUAAGAAACCUUUUAUUUUAGUUUAACGGGUUAUUCCAACCAUUUUUAAGAGCUCCCAGUGCAGUUUUCCACGCCCCCUGCUGAUGUCACAAGCUGUGUGAGGUAUAAUCAAAGGCAUCUCAAAAUAAAACCUGCGCUAAUUGAAUCGGCUGCACACAGGGAGGGGACAUCCAGGCUCAAUACAUCCAUUGCCAGCGUGCACUGUGCACUGACAACAAACAUUUUAUGCAAAGAAUUCACAUUUGGCAGUAUAGAACAGAGUUCCAGGCUGCCAAAGUUACGUGUGCCGUGGUUGCAACUAGCGCUCAGCACACUAAUAUGUGCAAAAUUUGAAGCAUAAAUGCAGCACAUACAGACUCCUACCACCAUGACCACUUCUAAAAGCAGAAGUGGUCACGGUGGUUGGAGAAACCUUUUAAAUACACAUAAUUGUAAGUAUUAUUGUUUUGGAGCUCUGUUAGACAUUCAGCAUCAACAAUAUGGAGCUCCUGAAAAAUAGAUACAUUAGAAUGUAAAAGUGGGACAGAGGGAUUUUGGCCCCAAAUAAUGGACUUUCCCUCCUAAAUGCUUGGGAUGCUUUCAGUUGGCUACUCUGGCCUUUAAUCCCUUAAGGACCAAACUUCUGGAAUAAAAGGGAAUCAUGACAUGUCACACAUGCCAUGUGUCCUUAAGGGGUUCAUUUGAAAUUCAUUAUCAAUUCUCACUUUAGUAAAGUGAGCCAGUGUUAAAAAAACAAGUAGACUGAAAGGAGGUCUCCAGGAUUACCAGAUAAAGACAAAGAACCAGGAUCACCUCCCUCUUCUUCUCCCUCAUCGUUGUGUAGGUGCUAGGGAUUGGUUUACAUACACUGGGUAGCAGAAUCCGAAUCAAUUCAUUCUCUCCCUUAGGCAGGAGAAUAAGGCAUGUGCUUCUGGCCUCAUGUCUUCAGGUAAACUGAACUGGUUUUUAUUAUUAGAGAAUACAUUUUUAUUGAUUUGAACUGUUUAACAAAACAUUUGCAUUUUGAAAUCCAUAAAUCAUGAUUUACAAUUUGAAGCACUUUCUUUUAUGAAGCAGUAUAAAAGUAGCAUUCAAAGAAAAAUUUGACACUAUCAUUACUGCCCAAUCCCACCAUGACAGCCAUUACCACAGCACAGCCCCUCUACAGUUCCAAUCUGCAACACAGCUCUUAUCUUCCUGUCACAGUCCCUAUUUCCCUCACUGCCUCAUUCCCUAAUCACAGUCUUCCCCCAAAGCCUCUCCCUUCCAUUAUAGCCUCUACCUCCCACCACAGCCCCUUAUUACCCCACAUUAGUCAUACCCUCCCACACAAUGUAGCCUGUCACUAUAUAUUCCCCCUCUGUCAACCCCCUAUGGUGCUGAAGGACUUCUCUCCUCCACCGACGUCAGCCGGCGAGGGAGACCUAAUGCAUCAGUACGGCAACCAAAAGUCACCGAACAGCCCAGAACGCUCUCUAUUGGCUGUCUGGUAGACAGCCACUAGAAGAGGAGUUAACCCUAGAAGGUAAUUAUUGCAGUUUAUCAAAAACUGCAAUAAUUACCUGCUUAAGGUUAAGGAACCUGGGGCAAUGCACAGAAACAACUUCAAUGAGCUGAAGUGGUCUGGGUGCCCAUAGUGUCCCUUAUAGUAAUUUAAGGGGGUAAUCCUACACCUCCAACACCAUAUAUGCCUUAACUGGGGUGAUAUGGAUUUGAAAAUGCAGGAAAGAGCCUGUGCAUCCAGGCCAGGGGGGGAGUCUGGGUUGUGAGUUAAUGGAUAUAAGGGGUGAUUGAAAGAAGGUGUUGUGUGUAUAUGUUCCCCCUGGUGAACCUGUGAAUGUGAGCAGGAUACAUGGUGGUCCAGUGGCCACCUUGGUUGCCUAAUGGGUAAUCUGAAUCUGGCAAUGCAACUCAACCAAAAGAUACGUGGUAGAAUCCAUUUUACUAUAUUUUUGGUGGUAGGGAAUAAAUUUGCUUGAUGAAGUUGAGACUAGUUACCCAUAUCCCCAGAGAUUUGAUUGCCCUGUCUGAAAUAGUGAUGUUUAGAAUGGUGAACAAUAGUAUAAUUGUUGUUAUUAUUAUUAUUAUUAUUAUAUAAUUUCUUAUGAGUAAUGUCAUCCUGAAAGGAUUUGCAUAAUUUCCCUUGAGGUCUGGCUGGAGGACGUGCAUUUCUCCUGUAUAAAUGUAAGCGAAUAUACUGUAACUUACAAUGUGGUUAGACAUUGCAGAGGCACUUCAGGCACCACACUGUUACGUGCUAUGUGUGGGUUAGGUUAAAUUUUGUUACACUGUUUUGUUUUAGUUUUUUUCUUUUUGUUAUUAUCAUUUUAUUUUGUAAAAGGCAGUAAUCGUUUCCACUUUAAACUACAAAACAAGUGAGACAAGAAACAGACAGCCAGAAGUGCUAAUGAAGCCAGCAGUUUUAUAAAAUAAGUGAGAAGGGAUAUGCACAGUGACAUUGCUAGGGUCAAAAAUAACUCAGGACUUGAACCCAAAAAUCAGCUGACGCUCUCAGACAAUCAGUAACUCUCCACUCACAGAACUGGCUUGGAAAGAAACUUACUUUAUCAAGCCAGUUUUGUGAAUAGGGGGUCACUGAUUGGCUUACAGUGUCAGCUGACUGCUCUCAUCCAAUCAGCGGCACACCUGCCCGGCGGCACUCCACUCAUUGUGAAACUGAAAUUUCAGAAGCCGGGUGCCACCUGCGGGGAGUUGCAAUUGGCGUUGGAGACAAUUUUGGGUUAAGCCGUUCGAGAAUAAACUUCAUAAAAUACUUAUGCUAGCCUUCAUUCAAAUUCAAACACAAUCCUAAAAUAGCAUAAAACAAAUUAUGGACAACUUUGUCUUAUGGGCAAGCCUGAUGUUAACUAUUGUUAAAUCCCAGCAGCCAUCGCAAAUUAUGGUUGUAGGAAUGAAACAUCAUCUUGCUUAUAGUGAGCCGUAAUCUAUGGAGACAGUUCCCAGGAAGAAGAUGACGGCAGUCUCAGUAGGUAGGUGGUGGCAGCUGUGAGGAACAGGUAAGGAUACCUGCUUUCCACUGCACCCGCAGCCACGGGACUUUAAGUGGAGAUGUCAUCAUCAAGGUCUUACCAAAAUAUAGAAAGACCCAUGAAAAAGAUAACUGUUUUAAGGCCUUCAACUUCUGAAGAUCUUCACAUUUGGCAUUAUCACUCUUAGCAUGAUAACGCAGAUGUGGUUAAUUAUUCUCAUAUAGAAACUUUGGGUUCUUUGCUUUUCUAUAAGAAGCUAUGCAUUGACUGAUUUUGGACAGUGCCGUAUUUGCCACAAGGCAGCAUCACCGGCUAGCCCGUUCUGCUGUGUGGCUGAGGCCGACAAAGCAGAUUUCCCCGGACCAGCUACUUCAGCGGGGGCACUCAAUAAAGCUCUCCUUUGCCUGUAUUAUAUUUGAGUGUUCCCAAACUUUCCACUACAGCCCCAAUUUCCACACUUUAGGCUCUAUCCCUCCACUACAACCCCUAUUCACCCACUAAAGCCACUAUCCUACUUACUACAAUUCCCCCCACUAUAGCCCUUAAAACUCCUGUUGCCUCCACCAUCAUCUACAUAUGGCAGCAUCCCACAACCAUAGCCCUAAUCCACUAUAGCCUUAAUCCUCGCACUACUGCCCCUAUUUCCCCACUACAUUCCCUAUCCCCCUACUAUAACAGCAAAAAACAUAUGUGAGGAAGGCUGAACUUGAUGGACGCAAGUCUCUUUUCAGCUAUGUAACUAUAUAACUACUACCCCCAACUAAAGCCCCUAUUCACACUACAGACCCAAAUGCAAAGCAACAAGCAGCCACCCUCAAACAUGCAACCCCACAAGCAGCAUUCACACAAACGUACAACACCACAAGCAGCCUCCACACACAUACAUACACACACACACUCCCACCUCUGUCCUACUUAUCCAACCACCAACCUAGUCACAUUCACCAAAUUAGUCAUAUAAACGCAUGCAAUCUAAUACUCCAAACUGUGUGUAUGUGUAUAUACAUGGGGCAGCAAGGAGGGUCAAUCAGGCCCUAAUUGUGAAUCACUCUGAUUGCUGUACGUGUGCCAUAGGUCCUCAGUGAUUGGACCACAGAUCAUCAGGGCUGAUUAUCUCGGCUACAUUGAGACUAUUUUUUCAGAUUAGCUGUUUUAGUCUCAAUUUUGCCAUUCAGGUUUAAUUCACUACAGUGUUGACACAGUGUAAUAUGCCAUGUGUUGUUCACCUGAGGUUGUAUUUACCUAAUUUUAAGACCUGCUAAGGAACAGAUGAUUGUUAUUAUGUCCUGAUAUGUAAAAUCAUAGAAGUCAAACAGGGUGUACUUUAUUUUUCCCAUGAAUGUAUCUGUCUUAGGCACUAGUCAGUUUUCACUAGUCCAUAAGGUACAGAUUCAGGGAAUUAGUGAUAACUGCCCCCCGGCUAUCACCUGUUCUUAUGUUACUUAAUAGAACUCAGAAUUAUUUAGGAAAAACAUAAAAUUCAAACUUUCCAGAAGUGGCUACCUACAUGUUCACAGGACAGUAUACAUUUAUGAUCAAGUUUUGGAAACUCUCUGGAAAUGUAUGUAUAUUUAGGGUGGGCAAGUUAAAACAAUGGCUGUUUCUAUUGUACACAUAUUUGUGUUUGUCUACUUUACAUUAUUUUAACACUAAUAUUUUCUAAUAUUUCUUUCAGUGUGAAUGUGAAUAAACAUCAUUUGCGAGGAUAACACAGAAGCAAGAUCCUGUCUGUCAAUGGGACGUUGUGUGCUGCAUAAUGGGUCUACUCACUACAGGCUCAGGAGAAAAGAGGAAAAGGGAACAUUUUCAUAUGUUGUCCAACAGAUAGAAAAAGAGGAAAAUAGGGAAUUCAACACACAAAUGCUCUGCUAGAAAACGUGUUUACUUGACACCCACUGCAUCCCAAAAGCGGUCCAGGGACAAUGAUGCAAACAAAGAUGUCUCUGAGCACCUAAACCACAUAUAUAACCCCAGAUUUCUCCACCUACAAGUGGAAGGUGGCUGGCCAUGUUUCUCUAUCAGCAUAUUUAAGCCCAGAGUGCCUCCUAAUCAGUGCUUGGUUGUUCUAAGUGCUCUGUUCCUGACGCCUUGUGAUUUUCCUGUUUUCUGACCUGCCCAUCUUCUGAAUUAUUUCCUUGUUCCUGAAUCCAGCUUCUGACCAUGCUACUUACUGCCUGCCCAGACCUUUGGACCGCUUGACUUCAGUUCUUAUCUCCUCCUUCUCGGAUUCCGCUGCCUUUUUUUAAUUUAAAUGCCCCUGUGUGACCACUAACCAGUUUUCACCUUCAAGUACUCCUUAGGGUCGUGGGGACUGUUCCACUGAGUUCCUUAUCAACAACCACAGUUUUAUGAAACUUGACAAAAAGUAGUGAGGAAGAAAAGUAACCAAAGCUAUUGAACAGAAAAGAUGCAAAAAAGUUAUUACAUUAACUGCAAGGUUCUUCAAACAAAAAAGCAUUCUGCUACUAUGUUGUUGUAUAAGACCCUCCUGAGCAAAAAAAAAUAAGGAUUAUUAUGAUGACACCAAGUUUGAUUAGAUUCUGAAAAUAUGAAACUGGCUCAAAAGCACUGGCAGCAAUAUAGAUAAAUUAGAAUUCACUGCUGUACCCAUAGCAAUAUUUAAAAUGGACGAAAGGGAAAUUUUAAUUUAAGGAUGUGAUUAGGAGAGUUGCCAGGGGCUGGGCAGUUCUGAGAAAUUUUAGAUGACUUAUUAAUAACAAUUUAUGCAACUAAAAUGGAAUUUUGAACAAUUGCAAUGAAGUUCUAAUUCCACACAACCUUUUCAUUUGGGACAUCCAACUAAAGCCAAUGUGACUCAACUUGGGAAAACUGCUUCAUUUGGCUUUGACUAUAGUUGUUGCAACUUUGAAUCCACAAUCAAGUAUCAUGGCACAUCAAAUUAGAACCUUGGUCACGAUAUCUUCUUAUAUGUUGGUAUGUUACUAGAUACUAGGCUUUCAUAAGGUCUUCAUACUGAUAAACUAUCACUGAAACUUUAUCUCAGUAUAUACUCUGUUCUUAAUGUUUUAAACCCCUAAGAUCUUGAUAUCUGUCUGCCAAGUGACCCAGUCUAUGAUAAAACUGCAUAUACUGGGUUGUUAACAAUUGUCAGACAUCUUGAUUUAUCAUAGUAAUAAUAAGUCCUGAUAGUCAAAAGGUAUGUCUAUCAAAAAAUAUGUAAGAGGGAAUAAGACAGAGAAUAGGAUAAAAGCUCUGAAACUGGAAAAAGUGGGGUUUCAUCAAAUCCCAUAAGUAUUCAUAAAUAUAAAAAUAAAGGCAUCCAGGAGCUUAUAACAUAUAACUAACAGAUACUAGAUAUAUGAUAUAGAGAAUAAAUAUAGAUAUCAAUAUUAAUACAAUUCUAAAAUUCUAAAACACUUAAAACAUCCAGAAAGGAGUUAAUAGACAAUUACUUAAUCUUAUAUAUCAACAAUGCAUAAGAGUCCAAAUUGUAGAUGGAUAAGGGAUCAGUCCAAGCAGAUGAUUAUAGCACAUAUAGUCUUUAAGCAUGUAUCAUAAAUAACCUCUGACCUAUUUGAAUAUCCUUUACAGAAUCAGAUAAGGUUCUUAUGAAUUUAUUCUACAUUCAUAUAAGAAAGAAUAAAAUAAAAGAAAAUAAAAUAUAAAAUAAACAAUAUGAUAAAACACAAAAUCUAGGCUUGUUAGUAUCACAAACUAACAGCCUAAUUGACAUUCUCCAAUAUAAAAGUCUGGGCUAACCGCUAGAAACAGCAACUGCAGCAAACAGGGAUAGAUACUAAAGUAUUCCGUAUUGGUGCCCUAAUGGUACUUUAGAUUACGUCUAUAUACAUCGAAGACGACUUGUAGAAAAUAGUGUUGUCAAAAAAGAAAUGCUUUAUUCACGUUAAAAAUAAUAAUAAAUAGUUCUAAUAAAAACAUGAAAUACUGGGUAAACCAUAUACCACAAAAAUGUUCCGAAGUAAGAGAAGGUGAAAAGACCAUAUAACCUGAACCGUUCGUCUGGAUGGCUGAGGAUGCUGAUAUUCCCCUUCCGAGUUGGUACUGCAGCAGCCGGUGAGGACGGCGUCCGCAUUCUUUGGCACUCCACCUCCGACCUCACAUCAAGAGGUGAGCCUCCAGAAUGACGUUGUGUAGUGGAUAGAGAUGUCUGUAGAUUACCGAGUCUUGUUCUCUCCAACUCUUCUCUUCGUAUUGAUUUCACAGCCUUAUGCGUUUCAUAGGGUACUGCCCUAUUUCAUCAGAGGCAUGUCUUAAUCUUAGUCCAUAUUGGUAUAUAUAUACACAGUGUCCUACAAGUCAUCAAUUGCUUAUAAUUGCAUAUCAAAUCGGAAUUUAGAACUUAAAAUGAACAUACAAAAUGUAAAUACUAUAGCUGUGAUUAUAUCGGUACAUAGAAAAUACGAAUGAAUGAAUGUUCCAACUACAUAAAUCACACAUAUACAUCGUACAUAUAAAAAAUUUAUAAAUAAAAAUAAACAUGUAAAUCCAUUAAUUUGUCUUCUUAUGUCUAUUCCAUUCAUAAUAAGUCAGAACUAUACUGGUUAAAACAUUGGACCUUUCUAUGUAAAAGCAGAAAUAAAACAAUAAAAUUCCAAUUCAGGUCCACAUUCUGAGAUGAAAAAAAUGGAAAAAU